Molecule: messenger RNA, 2235 nt
Organism: Diospyros lotus (date-plum)
Lineage: Eukaryota; Viridiplantae; Streptophyta; Magnoliopsida; Ericales; Ebenaceae
Exons: 3
Coding region: 170-2065 (631 amino acids)
Source: RefSeq, a predicted model, not a curated record
AUGACACAGAUCCUUAGAUCAGAUCAAAGCGUUGCAGUUCCAUCGCCGGAAGUUUGUCACCGGACACUCAAAAUGAAAGCUCUUCUUCUUGCAUGAAACCCUAAUCAUCAAUAACACUCCAACAAUGGAAAAACCCUAACCAAAGCCAUCCAAACAGAGAACGAUCCAAAUGGCCCCAAGCCCGAAGAGAAGCUUUCUCCGUCUCUUGCUCAUUCUCUCUCUCUCCGCCCUUUUCCUCUUAUCUCUCUACUGCUUAUCGUCCACCUCAAACUUACAACCGCAGUUCGCCUCUUCCUUCCCCCAAAACCCUACUUGCAAUUCAACUUCUUCUGAUGACAACUACGCCAAUAACUUCACUCUCACCAUCAAAGUCCUCACUUUCGACCGCCUCGUCUCUCUCUCUCGCUGCCUCCGUUCUCUAGCUAAUGCGCAGUACGGCCAUGACACGGUCAAUCUUCACAUCUUUGUCGACCACUUUAAGGUAAAUGAGAAUAGGAAUGAGGAAUUGGAUCAAAGGCUGAAUGAAUCGCGCCGGAUUCUGGAGUUUGUUGAUGGAUUUUCUUGGAAAUUUGGAGAGAAGAUGGUGCAUUACCGGACUGGAAACGUUGGGUUGCAGGCGCAGUGGUUGGAGGCGUGGUGGCCGAGCUCGGAUCAUGAGUUUGCCUUUGUUGUGGAAGACGAUUUGGAGGUUUCGCCUCUGUAUUACAAGUUUUUGAGGGGUUUGAUUCUUAAUUAUUACUAUAAUUCUUCAAAUUUUCAUCCUUCAAUCUACGGGGCAUCACUGCAGAGACCAAGGUUUGUCCCAGGCAAACAUGGGAAUAAAUUGCAAUUGGAUAGUGGUACAUCCCUUUUCUUGUACCAGCUGGUUGGUACCUGGGGCCAACUUCUGUUUCCAAGACCUUGGAAGGAAUUUCGUUUGUGGUACGAUACUCACAAGGUUAAGGGCAUCAAGCCAUUCUUACAGGGGAUGGUGACAACAGGAUGGUACAAAAAGAUGGGAGAGAGAAUAUGGACUCCUUGGUUCAUUAAAUUUAUACAAUCUCAUGGGUAUUAUAACAUCUAUACCAAUUUUUCACAUGAAAGAGCACUCAGUAUCUCCCAUAGGGAUGCUGGUGUAAACUAUGGGAGAACAGCAGGCCCAGAUUCAUUUUUAUUGGCUGAAAAUUCUCUUAAUUUUGAUCUUUUAGAAAUGCCACCACUAAGCAAAUUGAAGUGGUAUGAUUUCUGCUUCACACAGGUAUUUCCUGAUAGAGUUGUAAGGAGUGUUGAUGAACUUGGAUCUGUUCUUCACUCUUUACAGAAACUGGAGACCAUUGUGCUUGUCAGCCUGCAUGGUGUGCCACACUCGGUCACAAGAAACUUACUUUGCCACUUUGAAAGGUUAAAUAUUCGAAACUACAUAUUAGUGGGACCUAAAUCUGAUUUCUUGCUUGAUCUUGCAAGGCGAGGGCAUCCUGUGAUUGACGCAGAUCAAUUUCUUGACAAUAUCCAAGUUCAGAAGUUAAAACCCUUUAAGGAAUCUGGCCUGGAUUUGGCCAAGGAGAUUUUAGUGAAGGCUUUUGUAGUAAAGAAGACAUUAGAACUUGGUUAUAGUACAUGGGUGGUUGAUGAGAACAUGCUUGCGGUGAGCAGUGAUUCAUUCUCUAUUUCCACUGAUCCUAACUAUGAUUUAUAUGUUGGCAAGACCUUUAAAGCUCUGUUUAUUAGGAGUUCAUCAUCUGCAAAGGAAAAUUGGGUUGAUGAUUUUAUUUACAAGGUUCUGACUAUGGUUGACCCUUUGAAGCAUAAAGAUAUAUUUCCAGUGGAUGGCAGAAACUUUAUUUCUAUAGUGGCAGAAGUGUUAAAACAGGAGGGUGUGAAGAUUGGGACCAUUGAUGCCAUGGGCUUUGAUGUAACUGUCAGUGCUACUAAUGUCAAUCAAAGUUCUCUGAGUGAUGAAAAGAAGGUGGUCUAUUGGUCCUCUGAGAUGCACUUGGAUUUCAUAGCAAAACAGCUUGAGGGUUUAGGCUUUUGGAUCAUUGAUGGUGAUUCUUCGUGCACAGCUGUUGUUUGUCACCAGUCCUAACAUCUGGUUCAACUGCUAUGAUCAAUGUCUACACUGUUGAUCUGUAUUAUUACUUUUCACAUUCUUCAAUAGGUUUCUGCUUCAAAUAUCUCAAUAGUUGUCAUGAUUCUUUCGAGAAUACAACCACAAGAUUUGGAAGUUUUAAUGGUGAGGCUACAAGAUUUUGUGGA